This is a messenger RNA of Balaenoptera acutorostrata (minke whale), 510 nucleotides long. Its product is annotated as protein tyrosine phosphatase type IVA 1-like. Gene Ontology annotation, cellular component: nucleus. The transcript has 2 exons. NCBI's taxonomy places the organism in Eukaryota, Metazoa, Chordata, Mammalia, Artiodactyla, Balaenopteridae. The record is from RefSeq and is a predicted model, not a curated record. Gene Ontology annotation, biological process: protein dephosphorylation; positive regulation of cell migration. Gene Ontology annotation, molecular function: protein tyrosine phosphatase activity. Bases 1 to 510 code for a protein of 169 amino acids.
AUGACUGGGGUGAACCGCCCUGCUCCUGUAGAGAUUAUGAACAGGAAUAUGAGAUUUCUUUUGGUGCACAGCCCAAGCAAUGCCUCCUUAAGCAAAUUCUUACAGGAACUUAAGAAGAACAGAGUUACCACCACAGUAAGAGUGUGUGAAGCAACAUGUAACACUGCCGUUUUGGAGAAUGAAGGCAUCCAGGUUCUGGACUGGCCUUUUGAUGAUGGUGCACCACCAUCCAGUCAGAUCGUUGAUAAGUGGUUAAAACUUGUAAAAAAAGAAAUUUCUGAUCCUGGUUGUUGUAUUGUGGUCCACUGUGCUGCAGGUCUUGGGAGAGCUUCAGUGCUGGUUGCCCUAGCUUUAAUUGAAGGGGGAAUGAAGUAUGAAGAUGCAGUGCAAUGCAUAAGACAAAAGCAAUGUGGAGCUUUUAACAGCAAGCAACUUUUGUAUUUGGAAAAGUAUCUUCCUACGAUGUGCUUGCGCUUCAGAAACACCAGAUACAGUUGUUUCAACCAGUGA